AAAAAUGUAGAGGCACAUCUUUGUGUGGGAGAAAGAGCGCCUGAUUUUGGCUUCAUUUCAGCGCGCAGGUUGACGCUGCUGACGCCGCUCCUCCGCCAUCUUCAACUUCCUAUUGUUUGCAUCAGACUGAGGCUGUCUGCGGUGUGUGCGAGAGCAGAAUCUGCCGCCGAUUUAUCAUUAAAUAGUAUAGAUAUAGCCUUCACGCUCCCGGUCGCUCAAGUUCAGCACAAACCAUUUGUAUGUCAUUGGAUUAAAGAGCUCUCAGGACGCGACCACUAAACCUUGAUGAUGGAGGACGAUCUACCCAGAACCUUGUAUGUGGGAAAUCUGUCCAGGGAUGUCACCGAGCCCCUCAUCCUGCAAGUCUUCACACAGAUAGGACCUUGCAAGAGCUGUAAAAUGAUAGUUGAUACGGCUGGAAAUGAUCCGUACUGCUUUGUGGAGUUCUAUGACCACAAGCAUGCGUCUGCCUCACUGGCAGCCAUGAAUGGAAGGAAAAUAAUGGGUAAGGAGGUCAAAGUCAACUGGGCCACGACGCCAACCAGCCAGAAAAAAGACACAAGUAAUCAUUUUCACGUCUUCGUUGGAGACCUCAGCCCAGAAAUAACUACAGAAGACGUCAAAGCUGCCUUCGGUCCAUUUGGCAGGAUUUCAGAUGCUCGUGUUGUGAAAGAUAUGGCUACAGGGAAAUCUAAAGGCUAUGGCUUUGUGUCUUUCUUCAACAAAUGGGACGCAGAGAACGCCAUUCAGCAGAUGGGUGGUCAGUGGUUAGGAGGCAGACAGAUUAGAACCAACUGGGCCACAAGAAAGCCCCCCGCCCCAAAGACCACCUAUGAAAGUAACUCCAAGCACCUAUCCUUCGAGGAAGUAGUGAGUCAGUCCAGCCCAAGUAACUGCACUGUGUAUUGUGGCGGAGUGAGCACAGGACUGACAGAGCAACUGAUGAGACAGACCUUCUCUCCCUUUGGACAAAUCAUGGAAAUCAGAGUUUUCCCAGACAAAGGCUAUUCGUUUGUGAGAUUUAACUCUCAUGAGUCAGCAGCUCAUGCCAUUGUGUCAGUGAACGGCACCUCAAUAGAGGGCCAUAUAGUCAAAUGCUACUGGGGUAAAGAGACCCCGGACAUGAUGAACCCGAUGCAGCAGAUGCCUCUGCCCCAGCAGAACAAGAUGAGCUUCCCUGCGGCAGCCCAGCCCUACGGCCAGUGGGGCCAGUGGUACGGCAACGGGCCCCAGAUCAGCCAGUAUGUCCCGAAUGGGUGGCAGGUCCCCACCUACGGUGUCUACGGCCAGCCUUGGAACCAGCAGGGCUUCAAUCACUUACCGGCCAGUGCUGGGUGGACUGGCAUGAGCGCCAUCAGUAACGGUGGGGUUAUGGAGCCUACACAGGGAUUGAAUGGGAGUAUGCUAGCCAACCAGCCCGGUAUGGGAGCCGCAGGAUACCCCACACACUGAUAAGUGGGCAGGGGUAUCAACCAUCAGCUUCUUAUUGGCUGUACGGUGCCCUGCGGGGCUGUGUAACACCGCCUCCAUUUGUGGCAGGACUAAGACUUUUACUGGGAUGUGGAACCUAAUGGGAAGGUUGACAUCUAUACAAGUGGUAAAUGGGAUUUCAUGGGGGGGGGAGGGGGGGUUGUUGAAGUAAUGGGAGCCAGGGAGGAGCGAUUUGACCCACACAGGUAUUUACACCCUUUGUGGUAGGCAAGACUGGCCAUGGGCCAGGGCUCUUACCAUUUUUAAGUUAACUGUAAAUGAGUAUAAAACUGUAAAGGAAAAACUUUUGGAUUUUUGUUUUUUUGGGGUUUUACAAAUUGCUUCCAGUUUCACAUCUUUCCUCUCACACAGCCACCGAGAGGUUUCUUUUUCUUUCUUUCUUUCUUUCUUUUUUUUUUCUUUUAGAAACUGUUCAAGUCUGAGUCGUGCUAAGUUAUGAACCUCAGUUAUUAUUUGAGGAAUGGAAAUCUGUUUAAUUUGUUCUCAUUUUCUCUUGGAUUAAAAUCAAUUGCAGGGAUUGUUGCCACUGCUGUUUCUCUGUAAGGGCAGAUAAAUAUUGCACAGUUUUUUCCUCUCUUGUACUUGGGACAAAUUUGACUUCAAGAGUGUUUUCCUUUUUGCAUUCCGUUUCUCCUUCAUACCUUUCGGACAGCCUCAAAUCUUUUCGCCACAUGUAAAUAACCAUUAAAUCAUUUGAAACAAUGUAAGUAAAAUGCUACUGUUAACUGUGGGUGCUUGCUUUCUUUUUUUUGUUUUGAUAACUUGACAGUUAACUCCAACAUUGACCGUAGCGGAGUGGCACUAUCUAAUGUGACACUUCACAGUGCAACACACGAUUCUUCCAUGCAGGGAUAAAACGGCAUUGCCAUGCUGUGCAAACUUAAAAUGUAACACAAUUCAAAUGUUAAAGGGUGAACAUGUUUGACACUUAUGAUGGUUUUUAAAUAUAUAUUGAAACGCCAGUAUUUUAUAUCAAAAAAUCUGAGUGGAUUCAACCUUUACACUUGCUCUUUUUGCCAGAGAAAUGGGGAGGCCUACUACAUUUGAACUGUUGCCUUAUAGAGCUGGUUUCUUUUAGCUGACAAGAUACUCUUUUUAAUUAGGCAGUGCCUACAGACAUUUUCAGACCCUUGUUCAGAAAGGUGUUGGCCCUGAGAACUGAUGACUCUGCUACUGUAAUCAAUGUUUUCUUGCUUUGUCCAAUUAAAAUGCUAAUGCACAUAA
Molecule: messenger RNA, 2715 nt
Organism: Cyclopterus lumpus (lumpfish)
Lineage: Eukaryota; Metazoa; Chordata; Actinopteri; Perciformes; Cyclopteridae
Product: nucleolysin TIA-1-like
Exons: 12
Coding region: 286-1452 (388 amino acids)
Molecular function (GO): mRNA binding
Source: RefSeq, a predicted model, not a curated record